Messenger RNA from Carassius gibelio (silver crucian carp), 2743 nucleotides. Its product is annotated as serine/threonine-protein kinase PAK 6. Gene Ontology annotation, cellular component: cytoplasm. Bases 328 to 2364 code for a protein of 678 amino acids. The record is from RefSeq and is a predicted model, not a curated record. Lineage: Eukaryota; Metazoa; Chordata; Actinopteri; Cypriniformes; Cyprinidae. Gene Ontology annotation, biological process: intracellular signal transduction; regulation of MAPK cascade; protein phosphorylation. Gene Ontology annotation, molecular function: ATP binding; protein serine/threonine kinase activity. The transcript is spliced from 8 exons.
ACGUGGAAACGCUUCACCACGACGACAGAGGGGGCGUGAACCGUCUCCUACACACUGGAGGUCGAGGAGAGAGAGAGAGAGGAUGCAGGCUGUUCUCGUUUCCUCUUAGAUGUGGAUUGUACCUAGUUUUCUCCAUGCAAUCAUCACGGUAGCGAGGGAUGCAGGGAGAUCAGAUGCGCGGCUUGGAGCAUCAUCUCUCAGAGAUGGCAGAAAUGCAUCGCGGCAUCCUGCAGUGGGAGGCUGAUUGAGCUCAUACAGCACCACAAAGCCUGUUCCCAGCAGGAGAGGCUCGUGAAGUCCUCACCGCACAACGGCAAGGAUCUGACGAUGUUUCGCAAGAAGAAGAAGAAGAAGAGGCCGGAGAUUUCAGCGCCGGAGAACUUCGAGCAUCGCGUUCAUACGUCGUUCGAUGCGAAGCGAGGAGUCUUCGUGGGUCUUCCCACACAAUGGCAGAGUUUAAUAGAAAACCUGCGGAGACCCAAACCCAUGGUGGACCCUUCCCGGAUCACACCGGUGGAGCUCAAGCCAAAGAAGACCAUCGUGCGCGGCAGCAUGAUCGGCCACGGAGACUAUAUAUCAGCCAUGCUGUCCGACAUGAGCCGUCUGUCCGUCACCAGCUCCAACUCCCUGCGCAGGAGCAGCCCGUCGAUCCGCAGGAGACCGCAGUCGCUCGGACGCCUCGGGGAGGUCAGCGAGGCCGAUGUGUAUCAGUACGAAGUCCUGGACGAGCCUGACCAUCACUGGGACGAGAAAUCACGCAACUUCCACAGCGAGAGCAGCACGCCGUACAUGGGUCCGAAGAAGAGCGUGAUGCUGCAGCCCAACGGCGUUCUGCCCCGCGCCAAAUCCACUUACGAGGUCAGCAUGAGCACUCGUCCUCCGCCGUCCAUCCCUGUACCUGCGCCGCCUCUCAUGAUGAGACGAGAGAUCCCCAUCACCUGCUUCUACAGCCCCACCUUGACACACGGAGACGGUGUGACGCCGGACACGAGGAGCGCUAACAGACCGCUGGACCGUCCACAGAACAGCCCGGGGAGACCGUACUCCUCAUACGACCUGAAGGCGGACGCAGCAGUGAGACUCCAGCCUGGAUAUCUGCACAGCGGCACCAGCAGUCCCCUCGUGAGCGGCACCAGACCUCACAGAGCGGUGCGUUCCUCCUCCAGCUACACCAUCGGCCUCUCGCCCAACAUCAGUUACCGCCCCCCCGGGCCAGACCCCUUCAUGAGACACUCGGGCUGCCCAAACCCGGGUCUCUACCCCAGACAGGACAGUCCGUCUCAUCCCCGGCCGUCUCCCACUGGCUCUCUGGCUAACAGCCCUCCGGGAACCUGCUCGCCCGCAUUCAGACCCCCUCAGCACCCCUCGCCCCGACCGCCGCCCGACCCGCCCAAAGUCACCCACGAGCAGUUCAAGGCCGCGCUGCAGAUGGUGGUGGACAAAGGAGACCCGCGGUCAUAUCUGGAGAACUUCGUGAAGAUCGGCGAGGGUUCUACGGGUGUGGUGUGCAUCGCCCGAGAGAAACACAGCGGACGGGUGGUGGCCGUCAAGAUGAUGGACCUCAGGAGACAACAGCGCAGAGAACUGCUCUUCAAUGAGGUGGUGAUCAUGAGAGAUUACCAGCACAGGAACGUGGUGGAGAUGUUCAGGAGCGCUCUGGUGGAGGAGGAGCUGUGGGUCAUCAUGGAGUAUCUGCAGGGAGGAGCUCUAACAAACAUCGUGUCUGAGACCAGGCCGAGCGAGGAGCAGAUCGCCACCGUGUGUGAAGCUGUGCUGCAGGCGCUGGCGUAUCUCCACUCACAGGGCGUCAUACACCGAGACAUCAAGAGUGACUCCAUCCUGCUCUCGCUGGACGGACGCAUCAAGCUGUCCGACUUUGGCUUCUGCGCUCAGAUCAGUAAAGAUAUCCCGAAGAGGAAGUCUCUGGUGGGAACGCCGUACUGGAUGGCUCCGGAGGUCAUCUCCAAAUCCCCGUACGGAACAGAGGUACAGCUGAACACCACCACACAAACACAUGAAGCAGACGGUCAGAGUAAAGCAGCGUCUGUGCUGCGUCUGCAGGUGGACGUGUGGUCUCUGGGCAUCAUGCUGGUGGAGAUGGUGGACGGAGAGCCUCCGUACUUCAGUGAGACGCCGGUGGCUGCCAUGAAGCGUCUGAGAGACGAGCCGGCACCCACCGUACGCAACCUUCAUCAGGUGUCCCCGGUGCUGAAGGACUUCCUGAAGCGCAUGCUGACCCGGGAUCCUCUGGAGCGGGCGAGUGCCACUGAGCUCCUGGAGCACCCCUUCCUCCUGCAGGCCAGCUCUGCGCAGUGUCUGCUGCCCCUGGUGGAGCAGUACCGCAAGCGCAUGUCCCGCUGCUGAAGCCUGCCUCGUCCCCCGGAGCAAUCAGGACUGAGAUGACUGUUAGAUGAGAAAUCAACUCUAUAAAGCCAUUUCCUUACACCUGAGGACGUCUCAUUGGUGCUUAAAGCGUUGAAUUAGAGCAGAAGUGCGUCUGACUGAAAUGCCUCUGGGUUUAAUGUUCUGUUCGAAGUGUGUUAUCAUGACUCGCAUCGAAUCUGCGCCCGCAGAGACCCAGAACAAGCCACGUUUAUCAGUUUCAUGAAAGCUUGUGUUCGUAUAUCGAAUAUUUUAUAAUGCUUUCAUAUAAUGAUCUUACUUUUGGGUUUUACAGGUGCAAACAAUUACUAUAUUAUCAUUAACAGUUUACAAUAAGGUUCCAUUAGUUAACAUGAGCUAA